Molecule: messenger RNA, 603 nt
Organism: Impatiens glandulifera
Lineage: Eukaryota; Viridiplantae; Streptophyta; Magnoliopsida; Ericales; Balsaminaceae
Product: secreted RxLR effector protein 161-like
Exons: 1
Coding region: 1-603 (200 amino acids)
Source: RefSeq, a predicted model, not a curated record
AUGGAUAAAGCACAUCCCUUGAGUAGUCCAAUAAUCGUGAGAUCGUUUAAUGUAAAUAAAGAUCCAUUUCGACCUCGUAUGAGUGAUGAAGAAUUAAUUGGUCAUGAAGUACCAUAUCUCAGUGUUAUUGGAGUGUUAAUGUAUCUAGCUAGUCAUACUAGACCCGAUAUAUCAUUUGCAGUAAAUUUACUAGCGAGAUAUAGUUUUUCACCGACAAAGAGACAUUGGAACAAAUUACAUAUUUUUCGAUACCUUCAAGGAACUAUGGACAUGGGAUUAUAUUAUCCAUAUGUAUGUGAAGCUGAAUUGAUUGGGUACGCAGAUGUAAGAUAUAUAUCUGAUCCUCAUAAUGGAAGGUCUCAAACGGGUUAUGUAUUCACAUAUGGUGGUACAACUAUAUCAUGGAGAUCUAUGAAACAAACAUUUAUCGCUACAUCUAUAAAUCAUUCAGAAAUCAUAGUUGUUUAUGAAGCAAGUCGAGAAUGUGUGUGGUUGAGAUCAAUUAUGCAUUAUAUUCGAGAAUCAUGUGGUUUAUUAGUAAAUAAGAAUUCUCCAACAAUUUUAUACGAGGAUAAUGCUUGCUUAUAUUGCGCAAUUAAAUGA